Messenger RNA from Emiliania huxleyi CCMP1516, 543 nucleotides. RefSeq lists its product as hypothetical. NCBI's taxonomy places the organism in Eukaryota, Haptophyta, Isochrysidales, Noelaerhabdaceae. The transcript has a single exon. The record is from RefSeq and is a predicted model, not a curated record. Bases 1 to 543 code for a protein of 180 amino acids.
AUGGGCGGCGUGGCGUGGCGGGCGGCUGUCUCUGCCGCCGCCUCGAGUGAGCCUCGUCUCGCUCUUCGUCUACUCGAGCCUCGUCUCGUGCGCCGCCUCGUGGGCGGCGUGGCGGGCGGGCGGCUGUCUCUGCCGCCGCCUCGAGUGAGCCUCGUCUUGGUCUUCGUCUACUCGAGCCUCGCUUCGUGUGCCGCCUCGUGGGCGGCGUGGCGUGGCGGGCGGCUGUCUCUGCCGCCGCCUCGAGUGAGCUUCGUCUCGCUCUUCGUCUACUCGAGCCUCGUCUCGUGCGCCGCCUCGUGGGCGGCGUGGCGUGGCGGGCGGCUGUCUCUGCCGCCGCCUCGAGUGAGCCUCGUCUCGCUCUUCGUCUACUCGAGCCUCGUCUCGUGUGCCGCCUCGUGGGCGGCGUGGCGUGGCGGGCGGCUGUCUCUGCCGCCGCCUCGAGUGAGCCUCGUCUCGCUCUUCGUCUACUCGAGCCUCGUCUCGUGUGCCGCCUCGUGGGCGGCGUGGCGGGCGGGCGGCUGUCUCUGCCGCCGCCUCGAGUGA